Molecule: messenger RNA, 1225 nt
Organism: Phragmites australis (common reed)
Lineage: Eukaryota; Viridiplantae; Streptophyta; Magnoliopsida; Poales; Poaceae
Exons: 2
Coding region: 122-652 (176 amino acids)
Source: RefSeq, a predicted model, not a curated record
CGAAACCUCUUGUGUCCCCGUACACGCGUUUCCCGGCCAAUACUUAUCCUAUCACCGGCGACCGCCGGUUCACUCCCCGUGCUCGCAUCGCCUCCGCCACCGUCUCCCACCUCACCUCCCCAUGGCGGAGGCCAAAGCCCGCGCCCAAACCCGGCCCACCGCUCCCACACCCACAUGGGCGCAGCGGGCCGAGGCGCUAACCCACAUCCUGACCCACCCGUCCCACUCGCCGUCGCUCCAUUCGCAGCUCUUCCUCGCCUCCCGCGUACCGUGCCCGCCGCAGGGUCCGGGCUACACCACCACCUACCCGCCCUUCCUCUGCCCCGGCGCCUCGCUCCUCCGCUGGGCGCUCGCGUCCGUUUUCCUCCCGCGCGCGGCGCGCCUCUGCCUCCCGCCCUCGUCCUGGCGCUCGCGGUGCCCCUUCCAGCUCCCGCCGCCUCUCGUCCCAUCGUCCGGCAUCGAACCGGCGCCCGAGCGGUGGGCCGAGGACGAGCUUAGCGGGUACGCGCGCCGGCGGCGCGCGCGGAGGGGACCCGUGAGGGCGCGGCCUCCGCUCUCCGUGGCCGGUGUGGUGUUCACCACCGUGCCCAACAUCGUGAUCAUCGCGGUCAUCAUCCGCGAGCUCUUCUGGGUCCGGCCCAACCGCAUCUGAGGUGCCAUUGGCUGAGGAUGCUGGAUCAGGAAGCACAGGGAUCUCGACAUCUCCAUCAAGCACUUGGGCCACCUUCUGCGUGCUCGGGGGCACCUGCACCUGAGCGCCACUGCCACAGACCACUCUGCCCCCUUCAUGUCAAAGGAAGCCUCCUCGUCGCCCACCACCAGCAAAUCAAUAUGUCCAGUCAGUAUUGUUCUGCUGUCAUCGGGUGUAUCUCCUGAACAUUCUGCCUGCGAGACACAAGCUCCAGCAGGAUCAUCCCCAAGUCACAGGUGUGGCAGAUCAUUGGUUUCCAUGGACUCCGGCGUUUGUUUGUGCUUGGUCCAUCCGGGUCAGAUAUGUUGGGAUGCGCUUAUCAUCAAGAAGAAUGUUUUCUGGCAUUGGAUACAUGUUAUCCAAUUAAACCAUCCCUAAAUAUAUUCCUUUUAUUUCGUUUCCUUCCUGAUUUUUCUCUCUAUUUUUAUUCUUUUUAUUUUCUCUCAUAUUCCAUAGUUUUUUUCGUUGGGAUUUGUAAAGGAAAAGAAGAGAGAUUUCUGUUCUGAAAAGAAUGAUUUUAAUAAUUUUUCCUAA